Messenger RNA from Penicillium digitatum Pd1, 477 nucleotides. RefSeq names its product succinyl-CoA synthetase beta subunit. NCBI's taxonomy places the organism in Eukaryota, Fungi, Ascomycota, Eurotiomycetes, Eurotiales, Aspergillaceae. The record is from RefSeq and is a predicted model, not a curated record.
AUGAAGACCUUCAAAACAGCCAUCACCUGCCCCAUUUCACAUCCCCUCCGCAGCACUUGUUAUCUCCAAGCACAGAAGAGACCUCAAACAGAGGAGCUCAUCCUGGAAAGAUGUAUCCUUAACCCCGAACGAGCAGAAACCUGCCAGUCAGGCACAGAUGACGAAGUCGGACGACACAAGUCUCCUUAUGACCCGUCUAAAACAGCACCCGAGAAGGAGCACCUCGCGCUGGAGGAAGAGUACAGACUAGAAGGGGAUACUAUUCAUGACCCGCUUUUUUUUAGUCCUGCAAAUAGGGAUGUCAGUCAGCUUUUGAAUCCUAUGGCGGGCGUCGUUCAUGGGUUGCAACACCUGAGGAGUGUCAAGGGCUGGACCAGAAAGCGGAAGGAGCCACUUCUAAGGACGGCGCCGUACGAGAUGAGGAAAUAUGAGAAUGUAUUUUUCGAGCCAAGGAAGCCUCAUCAAAAGAAGGUUUGA